AUGAAGGCCACUUUCCUUGCAGUGGGACUGCUUGCAGUGUCGCAGCAAGUUGUCGCCGUUGUCGAUAGCUUCACACCAGCAGAUUUCGACUGGAACAGCCAAGUUGGUCGCUAUGGUGUUGCGAUGCAGAACAUGACGACAACACGUGCUCCCACCAAAGAGAUGGUCGUCUUCGCAGCUAACGUUCACAACAUCACCGAGUUGGAUCUUGCGCGAGCCCAGCUUCUGGGCAUCGAACUCUCGGUGUCAGCCAUCUUAAGGGGUGUUGGUUGGGCCACUGGCCUCGGAGGCGUUGUUUCCACAGCUCUUGGGUGCUACGAGGUGAUUGCUGCUGCGUAUGGUGGUUUGCAGUCUACCGCAAUAUCAAAAGCGAGUUGUAUCAUCGGCGCAGCCAGCGGGUUGAUCAGCCUGGGCGGCUCGGGCGUGGCUUUCUAUCUCGCGCAAAGAGCGGACUGGGCUGCCGCCAGAGUGACCACAAUCGCACACAGCGCACCACUUCUACCAGAUCCCAGCAGCACAUUCGGGCAAAGCUUUGCGGAGAGUAUUGAAAUGCACGGAUUCCGUGGACUAGGGCGCCGCGAAGAUCAUCCAUGGAAGCGUGACUUGCAAGGCAGGGGUCUUUCGAACGAAGAGGAGUGGGACCAGUACUUCCACAACCACGUAACCGCAGCAAUGAUCCGGAAUGCAAACUUCGGGCACUCAGAGUUCCUGGGCUACGCCAAUGACAAGCAUCAGCUGAGCAAGCGUGACGGUGUUCACGCGUUGGUUCCACGCUUCAAGUUCGAACACCCAAGAGAUGGACAUGUGGUGUUGUCUACCAAAUUCACCAAUACAACUUCUCACAUCACCAUCGAGCCAUUCAUCGAGGGAAACCCAAACAUCCACAAAAGAUGGCAGGAACAGUACCGCAAGGAAGUUAUCGAAGAUGGUAGGCUGCUCGAGGGUCGCUUUGAUCAUGAGGCCGCUAUAGCUGAUYCAGCAUGGCAAGACAUUACUGUUGAUGAGAACGCAAUGUUCCAGAUGGCCGAGGACAGCUUGCACUGCACCCUUGGCGCCAACGUCGAUGAUGGCUGGUCAUUGGACCAAGUCCUUGACGUACAGAUGUAUGACAAUACCAACCGAGCGACCUUUGGUUAUGCCACUCUAGGCGUCUUUCAGGAUUCCGCCCCUGAAAACGAUUUGAGCGAUACUAUGCCACAGCCUCCGAUCACUGGCGGCUGCUAA
Ramularia collo-cygni is the source of this 1224-nucleotide messenger RNA. RefSeq lists its product as uncharacterized. The record is from RefSeq and is a predicted model, not a curated record. The coding region runs from base 1 to 1224 and encodes 407 amino acids. Lineage: Eukaryota; Fungi; Ascomycota; Dothideomycetes; Mycosphaerellales; Mycosphaerellaceae. The transcript is spliced from 4 exons.